This is a messenger RNA of Durusdinium trenchii, 939 nucleotides long. The record is from the annotation of a GenBank genome assembly. NCBI's taxonomy places the organism in Eukaryota, Dinophyceae, Suessiales, Symbiodiniaceae.
AUGCCGUGGCGGGUUGUGCAAGACGAUCCUAUGUCUGCGGCGCCAGAGGGUUUGGCAGAUGAAGUUGGUGUUGAAGCAAAUGACACACGUGGCAGUGGUAGUGGGUCAACUAGUUCAACUAGCUCUGACUCUAGCUCCUUGUCCUCCUCAUCACCAGAUUCAACUCCUUCCAACAUGGAGCAGGCUGAGGCGGCUGAGGAAACACGUCCUCCUCCUCCUCAGGCUUCCAGAGGUUCCAAGAGGAAGGACAUCCAGCUUACCGAAGCAUGGGAGGCUGCAGCCACAGGCCCUUCUGUGCUCACUGAGUUGUUUCAGUGGCCUGAACAUGCCACUGCGACUCUCUGGGCUCAGCGUGGAGAGGGCGGGACUACAGCAGCUGCCGUGGCUAUGGACAAUUUGACAAAGUUUCACAGCCUGCAGCUCAUCAUGACGUCAGAUUUCUCAGGAAUGGGAACCGCCGAGCUGGCAGUUGAGAUGGCCCUGGAUGCUGCACAUUGCAACUCACCUGCCCACAUCUUCGAGGACCUUUUCGCCCGACUUUCCAAGAAGGCUCAGGACGACAUAGCUUUGUCAGAGAAGCUGACAGCUGACACCCUGGUGGACAUGAAGAACAAGGACAAGGAAGUUCUUCAACUCUAUGGGGACAACCUUCUCUCAGAGUACAUGAGUGCUCAACAUGAUCGAGUUUGCCCUCUACCACAUGUGGAGUUGCCUGCAGCAACACAGAAGGCCCAGGCCAAGUCCAAGUUCGUGCUGAGUUUCAAUGAGGCUGCCGUCAAGCAGCGAUUGUCAAAGCAAUACAAGAAAGGCAUGCUUACCACUGAGUGCUUUAACUUGCUGCCGGCUGCAAAGCAGAAGCGGGUGACAGCAUACAAAAUCUCGCGACCAAGUACACAACAAGCCGCAGUACAUGAAGGUCAAUGCUGCCGAUGGCUCUGA